AUGUCCAGAACGCAACAAGAAGAAAUAGUAAAAGGAUCAAAGUGUCAUGAUUGUGGGAACCAAGCUAAGAAGGAUUGUGCAUACUCAAGGUGCAGAACUUGCUGCAAGAACAAAGGGUUCGAGUGCCAAACUCACAUCAGAAGCACUUGGAUUCCUGUAGAUAGAAGGCGCCACAGAGUGGAGCAGCCACCAGAUAUUCCUAAGAGGCACAAGCAGAGCUCAUAUUCAAGUUUAGAGGAGUUCAAAUUUCCUGCAGUGAUGAGUUCCAUGGCGUUAUUCAGCUGCGUUAGGGUGCGCUCUAUGGAUGAUACGGUCAAUGAAAUCGCCUACCAGACAUCUGUGAACAUUGGAGGACAUGUAUUCAGUGGUCUUCUUUAUGAUCAAGGCCCUGAACAAAGCUUCAAUGCUAGGGGUGACAUGGAUCCUCUUGAUCAGCAACACAAUCUCAAUCUUAGCAGUGAUGGUGCAAGUGCAACUAUGGCUCCACUAUCAGCCCCUGCAACUCAUGAGCUUUUUCUUCCUCCAUCGCAUCCGUUCCCCCUUGCUUCCUUCAGGCCCGGUAUGACAUACUUGUCACACCCAAAACCUUAA
Molecule: messenger RNA, 591 nt
Organism: Abrus precatorius (Indian licorice)
Lineage: Eukaryota; Viridiplantae; Streptophyta; Magnoliopsida; Fabales; Fabaceae
Product: protein SHI RELATED SEQUENCE 3
Exons: 2
Coding region: 1-591 (196 amino acids)
Biological process (GO): positive regulation of DNA-templated transcription
Cellular component (GO): nucleus
Molecular function (GO): DNA binding; DNA-binding transcription factor activity
Source: RefSeq, a predicted model, not a curated record